UUGAGAUCAUGGGUUUGGAGAAACUCCUUGGCUAGUUCCGGCGAGGAGACGACCACGGUGGAGGUUUCCCCUAGCUGGAGUUGCAUAAGAGGCCCGUGUUCGACGGCCAGCUCCAUCAGCCGGCGGUGGGGUAAGGUUGGGCCCAUCAGGUUGUGCAGAUUCCCGAGUAUGGGCAGCUUUCUUGGGCCCGGAGGCAGCGUC
This is a messenger RNA of Linum tenue, 201 nucleotides long. The record is from the annotation of a GenBank genome assembly. Lineage: Eukaryota; Viridiplantae; Streptophyta; Magnoliopsida; Malpighiales; Linaceae.